AUGUAGUCAAUGUACUUAUGGGUAGGGCCCUCUCUUUACUUCUCGGAAACAACGUAGAAAUAGCACUACAAGUACAAGGUCAUGCUCUCUUGCUCUUUCGUACUUUCUUUCUAAUCCCAGAUUUUCUCUUCCUUUCUUUUUUAUUUUUCGUCGCUCUCUCUCAUUCAAAGAGGUCUGUUUAUAUUACUCUUUCUCACCAAAACUCGUGACUUCGUGGUGCGUCGGCCAUCGGUUUCAUAAAGCCCAACCAAAGCGUCAUAUCUAUUUGAUCUGCAACGUUUCUGAGUUUCAAGAAGAUUUAAGGAGGGAAGGGAAUAUAAGCAAAUAUGGCCGACUAUGUUGUUAAUUUCCUCGUAGAAUACCUGUCCCAGCAACUGGAAAAGGAAGGAAAUUUCUUUGGUGGAGUGGAGGAUCAAGUCAAGUCACUCCAUAGGGAGCUUCGACUGAUAAAUAUCUUCUUGGAGAACUCCCGGGAAAAACGGAAUGAGCAUGCAAUGGUGAAGGAGGUAGUCGGACAGAUCAGGGAGGUGGCUUACGAGGCUGAGGAUGUUAUCGACAUGUUCAUCCUCAAGGUUGCAGAGCACAAGAGGAGGAGCCUGAUGGGGAGGAUAUUUCUUAGCCCCAAGCACGCAAUGAUGCUUCGCGAUGUUGGAAAGAAGAUUGCAGGCAUCAAGAAUGCAAUCAAUGAAAUCUACAAUAACAGAGAAAGGUAUGACAUUGAAAGAGCUACGGAGACUGUAGACGCGGCGGCGGUGGAGGCACUACAGAGGCGUAGGAGAGAAGUCGAGGAAGAUGACGUGGUGGGUUUCGUUGAUGACUCAUCGACACUGGUGAAGCAACUUAUUGAAGGGGAUCGGAACUGUGAUGUCAUUUCGAUCAUUGGCAUGGGUGGGUUGGGGAAGACAACUCUUGCCAGGAAAAUCUACAACAAUGUUCGCGUCAAGAGCCACUUCGAGUGCCGUGCAUGGGUGUAUGUAUCUGAAAAUUUCAAAACCAAAGAGCUCUUGCUUAACAUUUUAAAACAGAUGAAAAUAUCAUAUAUCCGGAAGGCACUAGAAGAAAUGGGUAAGGAAAGAUCAGAAGAAAUGGGUGAGGAAAGUUCAGAUGAGGCCUUGCUUAACAUUUUAAAACUGUUGAAGGCACUAGUUGAAAUGGUUGAGGAAAGAUCAGAAGAAAUGGGUAAGGAAAGAUCAGAAGAAAUGGGUAAGGAAAGUUCAGAUUCGUGGACGAAACUAGAAGACAUGGGUGUAAAAGAAUUAAAGGAGCUAUUGUUCAAAUGCUUGGGAAGAAAAAGGUACCUAAUAGUCAUGGACGACAUCUGGAAAGCUGAAGUCUGGGAUGAGGUAAGAUCUACUUAUCCCGAUGACUUGAAUGGAAGCAGAAUAUUGAUCACAAGCCGCAUAAAAGAAGUUGCUUCACAUACAAGCCUUACUCCUCCCUACUUUCUCCCAUUUCUGAACAAAGAUGAAAGUUGGGAGCUCUUAAGUAAGAAAGUGUUUCGAGGAGGAGCAUGUCCUCCCGAGUUGGAAACUGUGGGGAGAAAAAUCGCAGAAGAUUGUUGUGGCUUACCACUUUCCAUUGUGGUAUUAGGGGGCCUUUUAGCAAACAAAGAGAAGACACCUCGAACAUGGUCCAAAUUGAUUGGCAAUGUAAACUGGUACCUUACAGAGGCUAAUACAAUCUGCAAAGACAUAUUGGCCAUAAGCUACACCAACCUGCCUCGACGCUUGCAACCAUGUUUUUUGUAUUUUGGUGUGUACCCAAAAAACUUUGAGAUCACUGGAAGGCAACUGAUCCACCUAUGGAUAGCCGAGGGAUUCAUACAGCACGCUGGCAAUAGAAGCAUAGAGGAUGUUGCCGAAGACUACUUGGAGGAGCUCAUCGAUCGAAGCUUGAUACAAGUGGCUAGCAGGAGGACAGAUGGAGGUGUAAAGAAAUGUCGUAUUCAUGAUCUUCUGCGAGACCUCUGCAUAUCCGAGAGCAAGGAAGACAAAUUUCUUGAGCUACUCAAAGAUGACAACCGUUCAUUCCCGAACAAAUCUCGCAGAGUUUCCAUCCACGGUAUCUUCCCUUUAAACAUUUUUUAUAACUUUUCUGAUCCUCCAUGUGCCCGUUCUGUGUUGUUCUUUGGCGAUGGCAAAGAUAAAAGCUGGAAUUUGUUCCUCCAAAACUUCAAGUUGAUUCGGGUGCUUAAUUUUGAGUGUAUAAGACUCCACUCCAUUCCCGAAAGCAUAGAAACAAUGAUGCACUUGAGGUACUUGAGUAUAAGAAUAUCCUUUUUUGUAAUGGAUAUAUCUGAUUUCAUUGGUAACCUUACUAAUCUGGAAACACUUUUCAUAAUGGGUGAUUCUGGACGGAGUUACUCGGUAACUGGGAUAUUUAAGCUACAACAUUUAAGGAAUCUGCAUCUGAAAGGGUUCGAGUCAUUGUCUUGCCGUUUGGAUGAAGUUCUAUGGAACCUCCAAGUCCUUUCCGCCGAAAUGUAUAACUAUGGUAAAGAGCAAACUUUUCCUUUCGAACUGGACAAGUUUCCUUGUUUAAGGGAACUAAGAAUAGUACUUGAUAAUUAUUUGAGUGAAAGCAAUGCAGUAAAAUUUUUGGAAGACCUCCACCAUUUACGUUAUCUUCAAAUAUUGAGAAUCGAGAAAUUCCCAAUGCUUUUUAGUGAUUCAAGUUCAUUUCCAUCGACAGUCACCCAACUAACCAUAUGCAAUGCACAGUUCUUAGGAGUCGGUGGCGGCAUGACAAUGCUAGGAAACCUUCCCAAUCUUCGGAUACUGAAAAUAAAAUGGUGCAACAAUAUUAUUGAUUUGCACGUCUUUGGAGGUUCAUUUCCUCGACUCGAAGUCCUUCAAUUACAAGAUUUGGCGAAAGUAAAACAAUGGAAACAGGAUGGAAGUGCAAUGCCAUGCCUUAGAUAUUUGGAUAUCAGAAGAUGCCAUCGUUUAACCAUGCUCCCUCCGGAACUAUGGAGUUUGACUGCCUUACAAAAGUUGGAGGUGGAGUUACUUCCCAACUCAAGAUUGCGAUGUGGGCUUCAGGAAUUGGAGAUGAAUGUUAGCUGUAAGAUAGUGAUUAAGACCAAGGACACUGGAAUCAUCUAAAGACCCAUUAUGCUGGUAUUGGUCCUCUCUAUUGCUUUCAUGAAGUUAUCCCCUUUAAUUACCGUUAUGAUGUUCAUGCAGGAGAGCAUCCCCACGAUUUUUAGGAGAUAGGGGGAUUGAUGGAGGACCAAUACAGCAGUACAGAACUAACGGCUAGCAACCGUUAUUCUGUUGAUUGAAGACUUUUGGUUUGACAAGGCUGGAGUUCUCUGUUUACUUCCUCUGUUUUUCAGCAUAUGUAGGAGUCUGCUACAAGAAGGUGAAUAUCUACCUAUUUGGAGUCCUCAUUAUUAUUCCAAUGACCAGGAGUCCUCAUUGUUAUCUUUAUAUUUGUUAGUCUUUCAAUAUUUAUUUAUGAAAUAUUCAAUUAAAAUGGGAACCGAGUGAC
Alnus glutinosa is the source of this 3492-nucleotide messenger RNA. Its product is annotated as putative disease resistance RPP13-like protein 3. Gene Ontology annotation, molecular function: ADP binding. The transcript is spliced from 2 exons. Gene Ontology annotation, biological process: defense response to other organism. Bases 327 to 3104 code for a protein of 925 amino acids. Lineage: Eukaryota; Viridiplantae; Streptophyta; Magnoliopsida; Fagales; Betulaceae. The record is from RefSeq and is a predicted model, not a curated record.